This is a messenger RNA of Caenorhabditis briggsae, 744 nucleotides long. Gene Ontology annotation, biological process: cell-matrix adhesion. The transcript has 5 exons. Lineage: Eukaryota; Metazoa; Nematoda; Chromadorea; Rhabditida; Rhabditidae. The record is from RefSeq and is a predicted model, not a curated record. Bases 1 to 744 code for a protein of 247 amino acids.
AUGCACAGGCAUGCCCUGCUGGGGGCACUGCCACCCCUAAUUCUACUAAUUCUAUCAGUAGAAUGCAUGAAAUUCGAUCCCGAACGGAUAGCGGCUCGUCUUCGAAUCGAUGAGAAAUGGGAUCAACUCGACGCGUUUCAAUCCGUUAAAUCAAGACGAGGUCGGCAGAUUCAACCGAAAGAAAUUAGUAUUCAAGUAACCGCUCCCCUAUUCUCCAGUCGUCUUUUUGACUAUGGAGCAUCUGCUGGUGAUGAAGAACUUCCUCAAGCAUUGGACGUUGGCAAGAAACUCGACUUGGUGCAUCCACUUCAAUUCUUCGGAUCCGAUUACAAAACUAUCUAUGUUCUCUCCAACGGAGCCGUAGGUUUUGAAGCUAGCUCUAGAUCCUACAAAUCCGGAAUCCUUCCUGGAUCUACACGGUUCUUGGCGCCAUUCUGGAAUCGUAAUGAUUUGAGGAACGGAGGAAAAGUGUACUAUCGAGAGGUGACAAAGGGAAGAGUUUUGGAGCGUGGACAAUCGGAAAUUCGUUAUCAGUACGAUAAGAAUGUGAAGGUGAAAUCGGCUUUGAUUAUCACUUGGGACAAAAUGCAGCCUUUGAAUACGGCGGCUCUUCCAGAAGAGAACACCAACACAUUCCAAGCUGCCAUUUUCAUCACUGCUAAUGGAACAUUUGCCAACUUCAUCUACAGUAACAUCGGAUGGACACAAGGCGCCGAGGUUUGUGUUUGGACAAGUUAUAAUUAA